AUGGCGAGAAGGGGCCAGGAGGCCGAUUUCAGGCCGCACGUUAGGGCCAGCAAAAUCUUCUUAAUGAUGAAAGCCAUCCCAAAGUUCAGAGAUAGCCUAGGGGGUUGUGUGCCCCGGGCUCCUGGCCUGGAUUUGGGCACUAGGACUAAGGUGUCAGCCGCUGGAGGCGGUGGGGUGAGGGGCGGGGCUGGACGAGGCGGGGACCAGUGUCACUCAGCCCACCACGCCCACCCCAGACCCCGCCCCCUGGGCGGGGCCGCCGUUCCUCCCCUCCUGUUGUUGGGUUUCCCUCGCGCCUCUGCUGCUGCUGCCGCCCGAACAUGGCUGCGCGGGUGGGCAGCAUCUCGGCGAGCGCGCUCCGCCGCCUGCCCCUCCAGGGGCCCCGGCCCCGGCCACCCCGCCGGAGCUGCACCUGGGGCCGGGCCGAGGGCCUACUCGAAAGACAGUGAAAGCAGCUGGUUUCGUUCCCUCUUUGUGCACAAAGUGGAUCCGCGGAAGGAUGCUCAUUCCACCCUCCUGUCAAAGAAGGAGACCAGCAACCUGUACAAGAUUCAAUUUCACAACGUGAAGCCGGAGUGCCUGGAUGCCUACAAUAGCCUGACGGAAGCGGUGCUUCCUCAGCUCCACCUAGACCCGGACUAUCCUUGUGCAUUGGUGGGAAACUGGAACACUUGGUAUGGUGAGCAGGACCAGGCAGUACAUUUGUGGCGAUUCUCAGGAGGCUACCCUGCCCUCAUGGACUGCAUGAACAAACUCAAGGUGAACAAGGAGUACCUGGAGUUCCGGAAAGAGAGGAGUAAGAUGUUGCUGUCCAGGAGAAACCAGCUGCUUUUGGAAUUCAGUUUCUGGAAUGAGCCUGAGCCUCGUGAGGGCCCCAAUAUUUACGAACUAAGGACUUACAAGCUGAAGCCAGGGACCAUGAUUGAGUGGGGAAACAAUUGGGCCCGAGCAAUCAAGUACCGCCAGGAAAACCAGGAAGCCGUGGGUGGCUUCUUCUCCCAGAUUGGAGAGCUCUAUGUGGUCCACCAUCUCUGGGCCUAUAAAGACCUGCAAUCCAGGGAGGAAACUCGGAAUGCCGCCUGGAGGAAGAGGGGCUGGGACGAGAAUGUCUAUUACACAGUCCCUCUGGUACGGAACAUGGAGUCUCGUAUCAUGAUUCCCUUGAAGAUCUCACCCCUCCAGUGACCCUGCGGACUCCUUCCUCAUCCCUGGAGGGAGCUGUUAGCCAGAAGAGCCCCUCACCUCUCCUCCCCUUCCCCCCGCACCCCUCCACCGCCUCAUUCCCCACUUCCCCCCCCCCACUUUCUCCGAUUUCAUGCCUCAUUCUUUCUUUGGGGUCUGACGGGUUCCUCGGGGAGUCAGGUCAGGCUGAGGCUAGCUGAAUUAGACUUAGACCUGGCUGCUUCCAAUGCCCAUCCACCUUCGCCCCUUUCUGUUCUUCCUUUGGCUUUGGGCAGCUAGGUGAAUCAGUGGAUUGAGUUUGGGGCUUGGAAUCAGCAAGAAAGAUCUAUGUUUAAAUCACGCAUAAGACACUUACCAGCUAUGUAACGAGCUGGGCAUUUCCCUUCACCUCUCGGGGCCUCAGUUUCCUCAUCUGUAAAAUGGGGAUCACAACACCACCUACCUCACGGGGUCGUUGUGAGGAGCAAACAAGAUAAUGUGUGUAAAUGGCUUUGCAAACCUUCAAGCCAGCUAUCAUUCUUACAGUUCUCCUUGUUCUCCCAGUCUCUCAUUCCCCUGAGGAAGUAGGAGCAGAUCUUGGCUUCUGAUUUCCUUUUCCCAAGGCCCCUCAGAUCCAGCUGCCUAGACCUGCCCUUCUUCCAUGUGAACGUCACAGAUGCAGUCAUAUUUAUGGAAGAGGUGGUGUAGUCCUGUGGUUAGAGCUUAGAGGCAAGAGCUGGGACCGUGCCUACCUCAGCUACUGGCUUCCCUGAUGCACAGGAGCCAAGUCCCUCUCUUCACUGCUUAAUCCAGGCUCUUAAUAUAUGAUCCUGAACCAGUGAGAGGGCCAGCAAGGUCAAG
Phascolarctos cinereus (koala) is the source of this 2022-nucleotide messenger RNA. It is a transcript of the gene NIPSNAP1, whose product is annotated as nipsnap homolog 1. Gene Ontology annotation, biological process: sensory perception of pain. The record is from RefSeq and is a predicted model, not a curated record. NCBI's taxonomy places the organism in Eukaryota, Metazoa, Chordata, Mammalia, Diprotodontia, Phascolarctidae. Gene Ontology annotation, cellular component: mitochondrion.